AGAAGCAGACGCACAACUGCAAUGUUUUGGUUUUACUGAGUUGUAUUAAUGUUACGAAAUGGCAAAUUCAGUAUCACCUCCACGGUCCUUUGCUGAAGAUGACAUAUAUAAUGAUGAAGUAGACAGCUCAGAUUUAGAAGAAGACCGAGAUGGAUUUAUAAAUGCAUCAGAUGAAGAUACUGAAGAUGCCAGUGAGACUGAAGAGAAACGAGAGUCUGUAUCCUCAAAUCAACCCAGGACAGAAAUAAAAGAGCAAAUGUAUCAAGAUAAGCUGGCCCACUUGAAGAAACAGUUACAGAUGCUGCAGAGUGGAAUUUUGCCAGAGUAUAUCAAACGAAAUAAGAAAAUUGACCAACAGUACAGAGAACGGUUACGAAUGAAUGAAAUUUGGCGAGACUUAGAGCUUGAAAUGGUAGAAAGGGACUAUAUCAAAGAGAAGAAGAGUGCUGUUAAAGACUUUGAGGAGAAAAAGAUUGACUUGAAGGAAAGUUUGAUUGCCGAAUUGGAGGAAAAGAAACGUAUCAUUGAAAGUGAAAGGGUUUCUAUGGAUUUAAAUGGAGGUGUACUUGACUUCAUGGAGGUGAAACCUAUCAACACGCGUAAACUCCGCAGACGUCCCAAUGAACCGAUGCCACUUCCCGAGAAACGCCGCAAACCCUCGCCGGAUAUCCUCUCUCAGGUUAACUUCGUCCUGGAUGAGAAUGAAAUUAAUGAUGACCUGCGAAUCAUUAACAAAGUGAGCGGCAGACCAUUCCAGAAGAAGGUGACCCCUCCCCCAGCCAUGAUUGAUUGUGUCUCUGAUGUCAAGAUGGAGGAUGGAAAACUGUUUUAUGACAAGCGCUGGUUUCACAGAAAUCAGCCCAUCUAUGUUGAAUCAAAGGAAGGGGGAAAGAUCUGUGGUGUUAUUACAGGGGUAGGAGCUCAAGAGAUUUGGGUGAGAAAGACUUCAGACAACACAAAGUUGAGAAUAUAUCUGUCACAGCUGCAGAAAGGAAAAUAUAUUUUAAGAAGACGGUCCACGUGAAAUUCUUCAGAACUGUUGUAUAAAUAAUCAUAAACUCCAGGCAUUAACAAAAAGUGAUUCUUGUCAUAUUUAAACAUUUCACUUUCAAGCAAGUAAUGUAGAACUUCAACCAACAGUAAUAUUCGAUGGAGUCUUGUUACUGAAUGUUUUCUACGACAGAAGAAAAUGCACUUGGUUGGCUGGAACACCUUCACCAUACAUGUACAAGAAUUAAAACUUUUGCAUUGAUCAUAUCAUAAACAUGAAUUAUGUUUGUGCCAUUUUCUGGAAUACAAAGCUAUAGCAAAGAUCAUCAUUAGAGAUACUGUAGCAAGUUUUAUGUGUUUGUGUACAGAUAUGUAUUAUUGUGGUCAAACCUGCCAUAAGGGUUCACCAAAAUUCUUCUAUUAACUCAAGCAGUUGCUUUUCUACAUAAUUUUAGGAGAGCAUUUUAUAUCCCACCAUCAAUGUUCAAACCAAUCUGAACUAGUAGAAUGAAUGUACAUGAUUAUAAAAUUUAGUUGUAAAAGAGAUAAAAACAGUGUUCGACAAAUGCUUAAGAAAGUUGCAAGUCCGCACAGAAGCUGUGACUAACCUAGUACCCUAUGUAUUAUAGUACUACAAAUGAUAAUUUCCACUAGCCCAGACCAAAAAUUAACAGUGGAUUUGUUGAACCCUGGUUAAAAAGGUUUGUUACUUGAUGUCAGUAAGUUUGCAGGGCUAGCUCUGGGUGUGUAGAAAACUUCACCAAAUUUAUCCAUUAAACUCUCAAAUUUGCAGAAACCCACCAUCAUUUUCAAGAAAAUAACAAUCAUUACAUGAAAUUCUUUCACCAAAUUCAAAUAAAAUUCUCCAGUUGUGUUUAAAAUUGGCGAAUUUGGCAAGUGCCAGAGCUAGCCCUGAGUUUUUAUUAGGCUAUAACUUCUUACAACCUAACAGUACAGGUGCUGGAGCAGGUUUACCUCUAACGAUUUGUACAUUCUGUGAUGGUUUUCCAUGUCAGUCAUUUAAUCACAGUUUUGAACCAAUGCGUGAAGUAUUAUUUAACCAGAUUUGGUCAACAAAUAUGGACAUGGGUAGUAAAUAUACUGUAGUUCAUCAGUUCUAAAAUAAAUAGCUUAAACAGAGUUAAGGAACUUUGUCUUCGGUAGACCUGUAUGUACUGCAUCUGUGAAGAUGAAAAUACCCAUGACAAUCCAGAUAACAUUUUAUUCAUCUUCAUUGCUGGCCUACAUUGUUCACCAAGCAGCUCAUAUUGGCUCACAGGGGACUAGUCAGUUGUGGUUUUUUCCAGUUGUGCUGCUAUUGGACAGUUAUGUUUCAUUCUAGCAAUACUCACACAGUGCAACUGUCAGUUUGGCUCUGUUGUUAGCAGUCUUGUCAUUCAUUAACCAAAAUAAGUGCAACAGUGAAUUUGAACUGACCUUUCCAACCAAAAGUAGUGUUAGGCCAACAAACUGGUACAAGUAUCUGUGUAGGACACAUUAAUAAAUACUCGAAGGAAACUAGUUGUGUUAUCACUGUGAAAAUUGUAUUUCUGGACAUGAAGGUAAAGUGAAUUUAAGCAGAGACAUAUUUGAAAGAUCUUAUAAUUAUUAUUAGCAGUACAUUGAUGAUGCCAUAUUGCUAUCUUUGAGGAUAUCAUGAUUUCUGUCUGCCAAAUGCUCGGACUUGAACUGCUUUAACUGCAAAAGUUUCCACCCUUAUUGACAGCAGUUCAUGAAAUCUGCUGGUACUGAAACUAAUCAUGAACCUGGUACAGAUUGUUAGAAAUAUGCAUGGAUUAUCAGGAUAGUGUAGGUGCAUGAGGAAUGGUAGUAGGACUCGUCUAGCCUAUACAAUGAUAUAAAUAAAACUUGUUUAAAAUGUGA
Molecule: messenger RNA, 2874 nt
Organism: Gigantopelta aegis
Lineage: Eukaryota; Metazoa; Mollusca; Gastropoda; Neomphalida; Peltospiridae
Product: sin3 histone deacetylase corepressor complex component SDS3-like
Exons: 9
Coding region: 59-1024 (321 amino acids)
Biological process (GO): negative regulation of transcription by RNA polymerase II
Cellular component (GO): Sin3-type complex
Molecular function (GO): histone deacetylase binding
Source: RefSeq, a predicted model, not a curated record